Oreochromis aureus is the source of this 2013-nucleotide messenger RNA. RefSeq lists its product as uncharacterized. Bases 289 to 1755 code for a protein of 488 amino acids. The transcript has 4 exons. Lineage: Eukaryota; Metazoa; Chordata; Actinopteri; Cichliformes; Cichlidae. The record is from RefSeq and is a predicted model, not a curated record.
GAGAGCUGCGCAGCCGCCCUGCGCAUCCGUCGGCUGAGCUGAGGUGGUCAGCGCAGCCAUUUCCGUGCCCCUCACGGAAAAACAUGCAGGGGGUGGCAUUUGUCCAUCACGCGCACAGCUAAAUCAGUCAUGACUUUGGCUGCACGACUUCACGCUGAAGUCUGCAUCAUCGAUUAACAGCCGAGAUCUCCAAACUUUCUCCUCAAUUCAACGCCUGCGCAGACAAUACAAGCUCUCUCUCUUCAGCUCCUGCUCCUUUUUCCUUUUUUUUUUGAUUCCGUGUCAGCCAUGGAGGGAGAUCUGCAAGGAGGCAGCAACCACGUCGCAGCGCUGCAUGUGAAAACUGAAGCGGUGGAUGAAAAUGCAUCUGCGCUGGUUUUGGGCAGGCAGGAGUCGCCUGCGCCCUGCGGAGAUACCGCAUGCAGAGGAGGAGGAGGAGGGGAACAGACUGCAGAGGAGCUGGCUGACACAGAGCUGCAAGCUGCCACGACAACUACUCCUGUACUACUGUACCCUGUUAGCACAGAGCGGUUCUUCACCACAUCUGGGGAUGGAAAAACAUACCUGAAGAUAGCUCCAGCUUCAGUAAUGCCCCCUGCUCCUUCCGAGAAGACGCUUUGCUCUGGCUCGGAUUUCUCUUCCAAAGCCGUUCUGUGUCUGAUUGAGGCCGUCGGGCGUCGCUGGGGUCUCUAUGAGACUCGGGAACGCUCGCAGCUCUUCCAGAGUGUCCAAGAGGAGAUGGCCUCCAAGGGGCACAUACUGCCUGUUGAGAAAAUCCGUCGCAAGUGGAACAACCUCAUUGUGACAUACAAGAGGGUUAAAGACCGCAGCCGGGAGACGGGACAUGCUAAGACGUCUUGGGAGUUCUUUGAUUUGAUGGACGCCACCCUCUGCGACACCAUUGGCACUCAGAUCGUCAACAACAAACGAAACAAAGGCGGCAGCACGGUUUCUACACUGCCUGCUCCUUUGGCUAAGAUCGCUGCAAAGCCCCUGCAGCUUCCACAGCCGACAUCCACCAUCAUCCGUCCUAGCAGUGACUUCGCUGCUGUUGCUGGUGGUGGUGGUGUGGACUCAGUAGGUCUGGGCUCCAGUGCUGGCAGCGCUGCCAGUACGUCGGUGACUGCAGCGACCAUUAGCUCAACUAAUGCUCCAGACCUCAAGCCCCUGAUCGUCCUCAAUGGUGACAUUGUUACUACUAGUAUUCACCCAGCCACCAUUGUGCCAGCUCCUUCUUUUAUUUCCUCGCCUUGUUUUACAGAAACAGCCACCACAUCCCCUUCCCUCAUCUCCGCCAGUAACACAGACCUCAACACACUGGGCUACACGAGCCGCAAAGCUCCAUCCAUCUCAUCAGGUGUCAUCCCUUUUCGCCUGAGUACAACAUCGCUCACCCAAAGCCAGAAUCUCCUCGGCCUCUCCUCUUCAUUCCCCCUCACGUCCUCCUGCCUCACUUCCUCUGCUGCCACCUCUUUGUCUACAACAACUGUGUCUGGAACUGAAGGACAGAACCAGAAGGCGAAAGCGGAGCAAGGCGGCUCCACUUUGUUCCAAGAGAUUCUGAAGCGACAGGAGGAGCAGGCCUACCUCGAUCGAGUGGCUCGCCGCAGGGUUGAAGCCAGAGAGAAGAGGCGGGAGAGGAGGGAGGUGCGAAUGUCCGAGUCCCUAGGAAGGAUAGCCACGGCCCUGGAGCUGCUCUCCUCCAAACAGGACACAGUCAUCGCCCUCCUACAGAGGCUGGCUGAUCGGAAAUAAUCUACGGUGAAAGCCUGGAAAGUAGAAUCUCCUGACCUUGUUUUUUUUUUUCCCACCUGAGAUCCUCCUUAUGAAGCUCUCAUGCACUAUAAUGCUACUUUAAUGAGCAUAAUUUAAUAUAAAUGCGAAUUUGACGAACUCCUAAGUAAAUAACAGAUAAACACAAAGGUAAGUCAUUGUUCCGUGCUUUUAAAUUGUUGUGCAUUGUAAAUAUGUUAGUUUGCUUCACUAACAUCAAAUAAAAAGAUUCUUUGGAUA